ACCCCCCAAAGUUCACAGAAAUCAAUCAAUGGAGAUGAACAAUAGUUUCAACGUAGAAAUAAUCUCAACAGAGAUAAUAAAGCCUUCAUCUCCAACACCUUCAACCCACCAACACCACAAACUUUCAUUUCUUGACCAAUUUGCCCCCGGCAGCUACACUCCUCUCCUUUUCUUCUACCCCGGUGGCGGCGACGACCACAUCGACCGGUGUCGGAAAUUGAAGGAAUCUCUCGCUGAAACCUUGAGCCGUUUCUAUCUUCUUGCCGGCACUCUGGUGGAGGCUUAUCUGGUGGAGUGUAACGAUGAGGGCGUGCCAUUUUCUGAAGCGAGAGUUUCCGGCCACCUGUCGGAAGUUAUGGAGAAUCCAAACGACGUAGUUUCGUUGCAUCGGCUGCUACCGUUUCACCCUGAUGUUGUUCUUGAAAGGGAGUGUAUUUUGGGUGUUCAAUAUAAUGUUUUUGAGUGUGGCGGUGCUGUGAUUGCUGUUUGUGUUACUCACAAGGUCGUCGACGGCACCUCCACCACCAUGUUCACUAAAGCUUGGGCUUCCACUUGUCGCGGGGACAACAAGUACCCGAUAGUGCCGACAUUCGACGCGACGAAGUUAUUUCCGGCAAUGGAAAUUCGGGGCAGAAACAAACGGCAUCCCCCAAUGCACAAAAUCGUAACAAGAAGAUUCAUCUUCAACAAGUCCAAUAUUGCCGCUCUAAAAAAACAAGCCAAUUCCGCCGCAUUAUUCCUCAACCAACGCCCUCCUUCACGAGUAGAAUCCGUCUCCGGCUUCCUCUGGAACCGAUUCAUAGCCCUAUCCCAUAAAAAAACCCCAACCAAAGCAAAGCGUUUCGCCGUAAUCCAAGCCGUCAAUCUUCGCAACCGAAUGAACCCACCGUUGCCGCAGCACUCCUUCGGCAACAUCUGGUGGUUCGCCACCGCCGACGUUCCAAUCGACGAGAAACAAGACUUCCCGUCGUUGGUCGGCAAAAUCAGAGAAGCGAUAAAAGAAAUCGACGAUGAAUAUACAAAGACGUUGGAAGAUACAGAGAAAUCGUUGCGGGCAAAAAUGAAGAUGGGGGAAAGGGUUUAUUCAGGGGAAGUGGAACUGUUUAGCUUCACAAGUUGGUGCAAUUUUCCAGUUUAUGAAACGGAUUUUGGUUGGGGAAAACCGACGUGGGUCUGUAGUCCUGGGAGGCCGUUCAAGAACGUGGUGCUUUUUGUUAACACUAGCGAUGGUGAAGGAAUCGAAGCAUGGGUGAAUUUGGAGAAAAAUGAUAUGGCGCUUUUUGAGAAUGAUUCCGAACUUCUUUCCUUUACAUCAUCUUCCUGAAAUAUGAAAAUUUUAUCCAUUUAACUUUUCACUAUUUUGAUUGUAUUUGUAUCCAUUUAAAUAUGAAAUUUUUAUAGGUGUGUAUCAAUUUGAAAAUUAUGUUAUAUUUCAUUUGAGUCUGGAAA
This is a messenger RNA of Cucumis melo (muskmelon), 1449 nucleotides long. RefSeq names its product stemmadenine O-acetyltransferase-like. Lineage: Eukaryota; Viridiplantae; Streptophyta; Magnoliopsida; Cucurbitales; Cucurbitaceae. The coding region runs from base 29 to 1324 and encodes 431 amino acids. The transcript is spliced from 2 exons. The record is from RefSeq and is a predicted model, not a curated record.